Molecule: messenger RNA, 2540 nt
Organism: Plectropomus leopardus (leopard coralgrouper)
Lineage: Eukaryota; Metazoa; Chordata; Actinopteri; Perciformes; Serranidae
Source: RefSeq, a predicted model, not a curated record
AUGGAGCAGGAGAUCGAGAGGUGGAUCAGUGCAGCGUCUGCAGUGAUGCGCACUCGAUUUACUGGACCCCGCCGUGACGUUGUCCUCUGUGUCUCUGCAGGCGCUCCAGGUGUCGUCCAGCCCUUCAGCCACCUGAGCUUCAACCUGUGUAAGUGGUGCGAGGUUUCCAGCCCGGUCUGCAAAGACAGCGUCUGCUUCACUAACUGCAACCUGUCGUCUUUCUGCAACGCCAUCGACGAGAUCUGCGUCGCCAUGUGGAGGAAACACAACGACACGAUGACCGUGCACACCAUGUGUCACAACCCCACGCUGCCGCUGGACGGCGUGGACGCCGGCCUGCUGCUGAACUUCACCUCCAGAGAGUGUCACAUGAUCCCGCAGCCCGCCGCCGACGGAGCCAUGAUGGUCUGCGGCUGCCACGGAGAGCACGAGUGCAACGACAAGCUCAUCUUCGACAAAGGCGCCAACGGAUUCUCGAAGCUGCAGAGUAAAGACGUGGUCCCCGUGGUCGUGGUGAGUCUCGUGCCUCCCGUCCUGGUCGCCAUCGUCGCCACCGCCGCCUUCUACUUUUACCGCACGCACCGUCCUGACAAACCGGGCCCCCCUGCUCGACCCGCCUGGCCCGCCAAACGUACGCAGGAGCUCUACCAGGCCUUCGACCUGCCCUGUGGGGGGGUGGGAGGGAGGGGGGAAGGCAGGGGAGGAGGCGGUCCCGAGAGGGCGGGGUGCAACGCCAAGGGGCCGUCCCCCAGCAGUGACGUCAUCAGUGACAUAACGGAGUGGCCUAGCCGGCGGGCCGAGCCGCUGCCCAUCAAGCUGGAGGUGCUGGUGGGGAAGGGGCGCUUCGCCGAGGUUUGGCGAGCGUGCCUGCUGCAGGGCGAGAGGGGCGGGGCUAACAGCUGCGAGACGGUGGCGGUGAAGGUGUUUCCAGCGGUGGAGUACGCCUCCUGGAGGAACGAGUGCUCCAUCUUCUCCGACCCGAUGCUGGAGCACGACAACGUGGUUCGGUUCCUGGCGGCAGAGGAACGGGGCCCGCCAGGCCACGCCCACAGGAAGUACUGGCUGGUCCUGGCCUAUCACAGCCUCGGGAACCUGCAGGACUUCCUGACGGCGAACACGCUGAGCUGGGAGGAGCUUGUUUCAAUGGCGGGAAGCAUCGCUUGCGGGUUGGCUUAUCUGCACAGUGACACCACGCCCAGCGGCGCCCCGAAGGUGCCGGUGGCCCAUCGGGACCUGAAGAGCAGCAACAUCGUGAUGAAGAGCAGGACGGAGUGCGCUCUGUGUGACUUCGGUCUGGCGUUGAGACUGGACCUCUCGCUCACUGUGGACGACUACGCCAACAGUGGACAGGUGGGGACGGCUCGCUACAUGGCUCCUGAGGUCCUUGAGUCCAGGGUGAACCUGGAGGACCUGGAGGCCUUCAAACAGAUGGACGUGUACUCCAUGGCUCUGGUCCACUGGGAGAUGGCGUCCCGCUGCAACGCCAUCGGAGAGGUGAAGAGCUAUGAGCCGGCGUUCGGCUCAAAGGUGUGUGAGCAGCCCUGCGUGGACAGCAUGAGAGACCUGGUGCUGAGGGACCGAGGACGGCCGGACAUCCCGUCAGCGUGGACGCAGCACCAGGGGAUGAGCGUCUUCUGCUCCACCAUCACUGAGUGCUGGGAUCACGACCCCGAGGCCCGCCUCACGGCGCACUGCGUGGUGGAGCGCUUCAACGCCCUGCAGCGCGAGGAGGACGAGGAGCGGGAGGAGGUGCAGGAGGAGCCGAGGACACACGCUGACAGAGAGGAGGACGGACACAGAGAAAAGGACUCAGAGACAGCAGACGAUGACCAGAGUCCGUCCUCGUCCUCGUCGCCCUCCCUCCGGGUUCCUCAGCCGGACUCAGAGGGAGGCGGCUCAGAGGUUUCCCACGAUUCCCUGGGUCACCGUGCGUCUGCGGUGUGAGCGGUGGACGUCUUCGUCUCACGCUGCGAGUCGUCCGUCCUCCCGCUGCCGGCUGCGUCCACACUGUCUGUCAUCUGUUGGACUGACUGAAACUCUGAUUCAGGGACACAAACCUGCUUUACCCGGGGGACAUUCUCAGGAUUUUAGGACGUUUCUAGAAUCUAUUUUCUUGGACAUUAGGACACAAAAAAGUAUUUCCAGUGUUGCACAAAGACGAUUGAUCUCUGAUCAUUUGUGGUCGUCACAGGUUUACGUUCGCAGUCUGAGGUUCAGGUGCCGUCAGCGUAAACGCCUAAAUCCUGAUCAGAUUCAAGUCUGUGAUUAACACACUUUUUUUUAAAAUCGCGUUGAUCGCCGGCGGGAUUGACACAACAUGAGGUCAUAAUUACUUUAACCCUUUGAAGGCUGGGUUAAUAACAUGGGAGGAAGGCAAUGAGAAAAAAACAAGAAAUUAGUAAAAAGUACAAAAAAAGGGAAUGUGAAAAAAACAUGACAAAAGUUAAUAAUUCUCUGAAAUAAUGUCAAAUGUAAUUAUGAUGAUAAUAAAUCUAGUUUAGUUUUGGGCACCUGGUGGCUCAGUGGGUAGAGCAGCACCC